AUGGCACCUCUUUCUGAUGACGUGAAUAUUGAAAGCAUUCAAAGCCAAGUUGCUGAGAGGUUAGGUACGCAACUCAAUGAAAAAAUUGUGGACACAAGAGCUUCUCGUCUACGUGAGAGGUUGAAACAUGCAAAGAAUAUGCUUCUAAUAUUGGAUGAUCUUUGGGAUGAACUUGAUUUGGGCAAAGUUGGAAUUCCCAGUAUUGAUUAUGAAAAUAAUAUCAAAAAGAAUGAAGAGAAUGAAGCACGAGAAUUGUUCAAGAGGAUUGCUUAUCUUUCUUUCAACUCAAGUGGUCCUGAUUUGAUAUCUAUUGCUACUGAGAUUGUUCGAAAGAGUGGAGGCUUGCCAAUAGCAAUUGUUACAAUUGCCAAAGCAUUAAGGAAUAAAGAUGUGAAUAAAUGGAAGGAUGCCCUUGCAUGUCUGAAAAAUCCUUACGAAGAAGCAUAA
Messenger RNA from Prosopis cineraria, 447 nucleotides. RefSeq names its product probable disease resistance protein At1g52660. The transcript has 2 exons. Lineage: Eukaryota; Viridiplantae; Streptophyta; Magnoliopsida; Fabales; Fabaceae. Gene Ontology annotation, molecular function: ADP binding. The coding region runs from base 1 to 447 and encodes 148 amino acids. The record is from RefSeq and is a predicted model, not a curated record.